GGAAGACUUGCGAUGUGGACAGCCCAGUUGAAGUGAGGCGUCCAGAAUAGAGCAUGGCUGUAGCCCUGGAAUCCCAGGCCCAAGUCUCUCCCCCCACAGAGCUUGAAGAGCUCCUGAUUGUGAAACUGGAGGAGGACUCGUGGAGGUCGGAAUCCAGACCUCAGGAGAAAGUGUGUGACCCUGUCCCUGGCCCUGAGGCCUCCCGCCAGCGCUUCCGGCAGUUCCAGUACAGGGAUGCAUCUGGACCCCAUGAGGCCUUCAGCCAGCUCUGGGCUCUCUGCUGUCGCUGGCUGAGGCCAGAGAUCCGUCUCAAAGAGCAGAUCUUGGAGCUGCUGGUCCUGGAGCAGUUCCUGACUAUCCUACCCAGGGAGGUCCAGGCCUGGGUGCAGGCGCGCCACCCUGAGAGCGGCGAGGAGGCGGUGGCCCUGGUGGAGGACUGGCACCGGGAGGCCCGGGCUGCAGGGCAGCAGGAGCUGACAUUGUGUGGAGAAGAGACCAGGUCCUUAAAGGGCUCUCAGCUGCAUUCAGCAGACCGCUGGCCCGAGAGACCGUCCCAGAGGCAGCAGGAGAGGAAUCCAUGCCCUGACCACCCCAAGCGUGUAGACACCAAGACGGCACCCCCGGCCUUGAAAGAGAGUGCUGUCCUCACUCCCCGAGUCCCCGCUCUCCCAAAGAUGGGGAGCGCUGGAGAUUGGGAGGUGACAGCUGAGUCCCAGGAAGCCCAGGGCACUGGCAAAUGUGCUGAAAAGGAGUUUCACAAGGAGCCCCGUGGAGACAACUGUGGGAAUGGCGUGUCCCUGGGAGUUCUAGUUUCAAAACCAAAUACCAUCUCCCAACAAGAGCCAGGACCAGAAUUUUGGGGUCCAAGUCUUAUAAAUUCUGGAAAAAGGAAUGCUGCAGACUACGGCCUGGAUAGCGAGCAGAUAAAGCCGGCUCCAGCACCGGCCUGGAGGGACUCGAAGGCCUGGGAAGACCACCACCAGUGGGACGUGGAGGACACGAAGGUGUCGGGUGUGCACUGGGGCUAUGAGGAGACCAAGACUUUUCUGGCAAUUUUGAGUGAGUCCCCUUUCUCUGAAAAGCUCCGGACUUGUCACCAGAACCGCCAGGUGUACCGGGCCAUAGCAGAGCGGCUGAGGGCACGGGGCUUCCUGCGGACACUGGAGCAGUGUCGCUACAGGGUCAAAAACCUCCUACGGAAUUACCGGAAAGCCAAGAGCAGCCACCCACCGGGAACCUGUCCCUUCUACGAGGAACUGGAGGCCCUGGUGAGGGCUCGGUCGGCCAUCAGAGCCACAGACGGUCCAGGAGAGGCUGUGGCACUCCCCAGGCUGGGGGACAGUGAUGCAGAGAUGGAGGAGCAAGAGGAAGGGAGCUGGGAGCCAGAGGAAGCGGCAGAGGACUGUAAUGGUGAUGACCUGGCCAUUGACGAGUCCGUCCAGGGGCCCAGGAUUCCUGGGGGUCCGGCUCUGUUCCAGAGUCGUGUUGCAGGUGUGCACUGGGGCUAUGAGGAAACCAAGGCCUUCCUGACCAUCCUCAGUGAGUCCCCAUUUCCUGAAAAGCUUCGCACCUGUCACCAGAACAGCCAGGUGUACCGGGCCAUUGCAGAGCGACUGUGUGCACGGGGCUUCCUGCGGACACUGGAGCAGUGUCGCUACAGAUUCAAAAACCUCCUUCGAAGCUACAGGAAAGCCAAGAGCAGCCACCCGCCGGGGACAUGCCCCUUCUAUGAGGAGCUAGACUCACUGGUGAGGGCGCGGACAGCAGUCAGAGCCAUGGGGACCAUUAGAGAGGCAGCAGGUCUCCCUGCGUCUCGGUGGAGCAGUACAGAGGCUGAUGACCAGGAGGCCUGGGAUGAGACGGCAGAUGAAGAUGGCAUCAAACCUCCAACCCCGUGUCUGAAAACCCCAGACACUGGUUUUGAGGGGAGGCAUGAGGAUGAAGACCAGAGCUCAGAGCAGGAUAUUUUUGAGGAUUUUCCUGGAGCAUUAUCCAAGUGCGCUACAGAAGUGGUCGGCCGCCCUCGCCAUUUGGGGGAAGACAGUGACAAUGACAAUGAAGGCGAAGAGCAGUCAGGAAAUCUCCCGCAGGAACAGUGGGAGGAAUGUUCUUCUGAAGAAGACUUAGAAAAACUUAUUGACCAUCAAGGCUUGUACCUUGCAGAGAAACCCUACAAGUGUGACACGUGUGUGAAAAGCUUCAGUCAGACCUCCCACUUCAUCGCCCACCAGGGGACACACACAGGUGAGAAGCCCUACAAAUUCCUCAAAUGCGAGAAGAGCUUUAGUGACCGCUGCAACCUCAAUACCCACCAGAGAAUUCACACUGGAGAGGAGCCCUACGGAUGCCUCGAAUGUGGGAAAAGCUUUAGUGACCACUCCAGUCUUGCGGCCCACCAGAGAACCCACCCCGGGGCAAAGCCCUACAAAUGUGGGGAAUGUUGGAAAAGCUUCAACCAGAGCUCAAACCUUCUGAAACAUCAGAGAGUCCAUUUGGGAGGAAAUCCUGACUGCUGUAGUGAGCCUGGGGAAAGCUUUGGCCAAAGCAAGUCUUUUAGUGCUCACUGGAGGAACUUGACAGAGGAGACAUCUCCUGAACAACCUCAUAGUGUCCAUAAGAACUUGAAUUCUGGUCCGCACAGCACCAACUCAGGGGAGAAACUUUAUCAGUGUUCUGAAUGUGGAAGAACCUUCUCCAAGAGCUCUGCCCUCAUUAGUCACCAAAGAAUCCAUACGGGAGAGAAACCAUAUGAAUGUGCUGAAUGUGGGAAAAGCUUCAGUAAGAGCUCCACGUUGGCUAAUCACCAGCGAACCCACACUGGGGAGAAGCCGUAUAAGUGUGCGGACUGUGGGAAGUGCUUCAGUGAGCGCUCUAAACUCAUCACACACCAGAGAGUGCACACGGGAGAGAAGCCCUACAAAUGCCUUGAGUGUGGGAAAUUCUUCCGUGACCGUUCUAAUCUCAUUACUCACCAGAGGAUUCACACGGGAGAGAAGCCCUACAAGUGCAGAGAGUGUGGGAAAUGCUUUAACCAGAGCUCUAGUCUUAUUAUUCACCAGAGAAUCCACACUGGGGAAAAACCCUACAAGUGCUUGGAGUGCGGCAAAGACUUUAACAACAGCUCCCACUUCAGUGCCCACCGGAGAACCCAUGCAGGAGGGAAAGCGUCAUAGGAGACACAACAAAAGAGAGAAAUGUGUAUUUAAAUCUCCCAAGAUUAUAAGGUGUAUGAUAGAAAGAAACAUUCCCAAUUUUUAAGCUUCGUGUA
This is a messenger RNA of Pteronotus mesoamericanus, 3268 nucleotides long. RefSeq names its product zinc finger and SCAN domain containing 20 (gene ZSCAN20). Gene Ontology annotation, molecular function: RNA polymerase II cis-regulatory region sequence-specific DNA binding; DNA-binding transcription factor activity, RNA polymerase II-specific. Bases 54 to 3173 code for a protein of 1039 amino acids. The transcript is spliced from 7 exons. NCBI's taxonomy places the organism in Eukaryota, Metazoa, Chordata, Mammalia, Chiroptera, Mormoopidae. Gene Ontology annotation, biological process: regulation of transcription by RNA polymerase II. The record is from RefSeq and is a predicted model, not a curated record.